AGUGAGGUCCACUCUGUCCCCCUCCUUUCUCCCAGACCCAAUCUGCCCGCAAUGUUUUUGUGUUUAUGCCAACUCGUGCGAGGUCCCCCGUGAAGUCGUGGAGUGCUCGUUAGGUUGUGGGUUGCAGAGAAGCUGCUUUGGUGAUCUCUUGGCUACAUGAUGCGCGGUACUAGGUCCGCCAGGAUGGGAAUUCGAGGUCAGGACCUACAUUGACAAGAAGUGCCCAUUCACUGGAACUGUUUCCAUCAGAGACAGGAUUAUUGCUGGAACAUGCCAUAGUGCCAAGAUGAACAGAACCAUCAUUGUUCGCAGGAAUUACCUCCACUUCGUUAAGAAAUAUCAGAGGUACGAGAAGAGGCACUCCAACAUUCCCUCUCUCAUCUCCCCAUGCUUCCGUGUCAAGGAAGGUGACCAUGUCAUCAUUGGCCAGUGCAGGCCCCUGUCCAAAACCGUGAGGUUCAAUGUUGUGAAAGUCAUCCCAGCUGGAUCCACUGGUGGCAGCGGCGGGAAGGCCUUCACCGCGGCUUGAGCUUUAGACUAUGUUCCAUGAGUAGUCUAUAGAAUGAUGUCUUUUUGCUAAAAAUUCCUGCUAGGCUGGUGUUUUCGACUAUGGUUUGGUGAUUGUUCACUGUCUGAAUGGAGUCUCGUCACCGGAAC
Molecule: messenger RNA, 657 nt
Organism: Panicum virgatum (switchgrass)
Lineage: Eukaryota; Viridiplantae; Streptophyta; Magnoliopsida; Poales; Poaceae
Product: 40S ribosomal protein S11-like
Exons: 5
Coding region: 287-529 (80 amino acids)
Biological process (GO): translation
Cellular component (GO): ribosome; cytosolic small ribosomal subunit
Molecular function (GO): structural constituent of ribosome
Source: RefSeq, a predicted model, not a curated record